AAUGCUUCCUCCUAACUUUUUUGAUCGGUUAUAUCUUGGCAUCUCUUUGAAUGAGCAACUUUCAUUUUCACUUUAUAACUUUGCCUGUAUUUAAAAUUAAAGAAUUCCCAUCCCGGGAGUUCCGCCAGUAGAGGGCGCUCGUGCAACUGAGGCAAUGAAACACAUCCGAGACUAGUAGAAGAAGAGAAGUGAGCGAGGGAAGGGAACAUAAUCAUGUGAAGUGGAACACAGCCGUUCAUUCUGAUCUAAAUCUGCUGUUUUAGACUGAGAAGCAGCAAGCAGGAGGAAUUACUGCAGAAGAAACUACUGACAUACUAUUGUAAAGAUGGAGAUUAAAGAAGAACCCUGCAGAAUAAAAGAUGAAGAUACGGAGGAACAAAUAGACCUGAUUGAAGUGAUUGAAGACAAACACCAUCAUUUCACAAAUGAAGAUGGAAAACUGACAUAUAAAAGUGAAGACCAACAUCUGUUUCAAAAACCUCAUCAUUUAAAAAAUGAAGAUGGAAAUGCAGUCAUUUCAAAAACUGAAGAGAAUUUCACACAAAAACAAGCUGGAGAAUCUGGAGUUGAAGGAUUUUUCACCUGCUCUGAGUGUGGAAAGAGUUUAAAACAUAAAUCAGCCCUUAAGAGACACAUGAGAAUUCACACUGGAGUAAAACCUUUCACAUGCACUCAAUGUGGCAAGAGUUUCAGUCGCAAAGAGGACUUAAAUGUGCACAUGAGGAUUCACAAUGGAGAAAAACCGUUCACCUGCUCUCAGUGUGAAAAGAGUUACAGACACAAAUCAAACUUUAUAAGACACAUAACAUCUCACACUGGAGAGAGGCCUUAUACAUGCACUCAGUGUGGAGAGAGUUUCAGUCACAUAGAGGACUUAAAUGUGCACAUGAGAAUUCACACUGGAGAAAAACCGUUCACAUGCACUCAGUGUGGAAAGAGUUUCACAUCCAAAAGCUCUCUCAAAGAUCAUCUGAGCCGUCACUCUGAUGUGAGACCAUUCAGCUGUGAUCAGUGUGAUAAAACAUUUGUACAUGAAUCAAACUUUAGAACACACCUUAAAAUUCAUACUGCUCUAAAUCCUCACAUUUGUUCCUUUUGUGGAAAGUGUUUUACACGAUCGCAGUAUUUAAAAGAGCAUGAAAGUCUUCAUACUGGUGUGAGCCCUCAUAUGUGCUCUGACUGUGGGAAGAGCUUUACAUCAAUGGGCAACUUAAUAAAGCACCAGAGAAUUCAUACUGGAGAGAAACCGCACAAGUGCUCACACUGUGGGAAGAGUUUCACCCAAUUUUCUCAUCUACAGACUCAUAUGAGAAAAUGUUGCCCAAAGAUGUCAAUGAGCAAAGUUCAUCAGAAGAUCCAUUUCUUAAAACUAGUGCAUUGCCUUAAAACUGAUUUGUGAAGGAAUGUGUUUUGUUUCUUUGUGAAGUUCAAUUAUAUUCAUUAAUUGUG
Megalobrama amblycephala (Wuchang bream) is the source of this 1449-nucleotide messenger RNA. RefSeq names its product gastrula zinc finger protein XlCGF8.2DB-like. Lineage: Eukaryota; Metazoa; Chordata; Actinopteri; Cypriniformes; Xenocyprididae. Gene Ontology annotation, molecular function: DNA-binding transcription activator activity, RNA polymerase II-specific; RNA polymerase II cis-regulatory region sequence-specific DNA binding. Gene Ontology annotation, cellular component: nucleus. The transcript has 3 exons. Bases 326 to 1399 code for a protein of 357 amino acids. Gene Ontology annotation, biological process: regulation of transcription by RNA polymerase II. The record is from RefSeq and is a predicted model, not a curated record.